Messenger RNA from Penicillium cosmopolitanum, 708 nucleotides. Its product is annotated as 2-hydroxychromene-2-carboxylate isomerase. The transcript has a single exon. Lineage: Eukaryota; Fungi; Ascomycota; Eurotiomycetes; Eurotiales; Aspergillaceae. The record is from RefSeq and is a predicted model, not a curated record. Gene Ontology annotation, cellular component: mitochondrion; peroxisome. Gene Ontology annotation, biological process: naphthalene catabolic process; glutathione metabolic process. Gene Ontology annotation, molecular function: glutathione transferase activity; glutathione peroxidase activity; 2-hydroxychromene-2-carboxylate isomerase activity. Bases 1 to 708 code for a protein of 235 amino acids.
AUGACUAGUAACCGCACAGUGGAAUUGUACUUCUCAUUUGUCUCACUAUGGUCAUAUAUCGGGAGUCGCCGAUUUCACCAAUUACUCAAGCAAACCGAAUCUAAAGUCAUUUAUAAACCGAUCAACUUGCUGCAUACUUUUUCAAUUUCUGGUGGUCUUCCUGUAAAACAGCGUGCAGAGCAAAGACAGGCCUAUCGUCUGAUUGAGAUGGAACGCUGGAAGCGUAUUCGUGACAUUGAACUCGUUCUAAAUCCGAAAUAUUACCCCGCAGACCCGUCACUUGCACAUCGCGUUCUUAUCGCGGCGACCGAGGAACUGGGACACGACAACCCAUCAGUGCAGAAAUAUGUGCACGCAGGACUAGAGGCUGUUUGGGCAAGAGAACUCGAUAUUUCGAAUCCAGAAACCGUUAAUCUGCUUGCCGAUGAGGCUGGACUUGAAGGAAUUCGUCUUGUGGACAGAGCGAGGAAGGAAAGCAAGCUUGCAGAAUUCGAGGCCACCCUCACCGAAGAGGCAGGGUCGCGAAAGGUCUUUGGUGCACCUUUCUAUUUCUAUCAGAACGAACCACUGUGGGGUCAAGAUCGCCUGGAGAUGUUAGAAGAGAUUAUUCAGAGUGGGAGAAGUGCUAUUCUGGAACCCAAGUAUACAGCCUACAUUGGAAAUCAAGCUUCAAACAUAGAUAGAAGAAGACCUAGCGGGUCAAUAUGA